AUGUGUGAUAUUGUUGAACAAAACAGUAGUGAUGAACAUCAAGAGUGUGUCAACUGUGAAACAGAACCAUUAAAUUUGGACAUCAAUCAGAUAAUCAUCAAAAAACAAUCUGUUGUUUUGGCCAUUGAUUCGGAUAUCAAAAGACUCGCCGAACUGAAGAAUCGUCGCGAAAGACGCCAUAAGAUAUGGUUUCUAAGCGUAUUAUCUUUUGGCAACUUCUGUGUGGCCGCCGGUAUCUCACUUCAGGGACCGUUUUUCCCGAAAGAAGCCGAGAUGAAAGGCGCGACUCCGAUGGUAUAUUCAUCGAUAUUUGCCGUCUACGAGCUGGUCAUGUUAUUGACAUCGUUUAAAUUCGGUCAACUGGUUACAAAAAUACCGGCAAACUUGAUAUGCGGGUUUGGUUUGGCCGUGGCCGGAAUCAGUACCGUAUCGUUCGGUAUAUUGGAUCACUUACCAAAUGGCGUGUUGUUUAUCGGGCCAGCAUUUGCCGUACGUAUAGUCGAGUCGUUGGGUGCGACAGCUUUUGCUACCAGUAGCUACUCUUUAAUUACUUACCGGUUUUCCGACAACUCGGCCACAAUGUUCUCAGUUAUGGAAACCUGUUUCGGUUUAGGUUUGAUAGUCGGUCCAGUAAUAGGAGGCACUCUCUACGAGUUUGGUGGAUAUAGUUUACCAUUUAUAGUGUUGGGCAUUACGUUAACAAUAAGCUCGGCAUCGAUACUCAUGUUUGUGACCACAAAUCAAAUUCAGCCGACAAACUAUAAACAAGAGGCCGAAGUUGGGGUCAAUAGUAAUAAUAAUAAUAAUAAAGAAGACGUGAUUAGUAUAACAAAGUUUUUACUAAAUUCUAUCAUUUUAUUGGAUUCAUUGGUUAUACUAACGGCUCUGAGUCUUAUCGGUUUCUGUGCGGCCACUCUGGAGCCGCAUAUCCGACACUUUGAAUUGUCACCAUUGAUGACGGGUCUUAUAUUUGUGACAUUGGGUAUUACUUACGCCAUAACAGCGCCAAUUUUGGGCAAACUGUGCGACAUAUACAGCCAUAGUCUGACAUUAUUUUCUCUGUGCGGAACACUAUUAAGUAUAAUAGGACUUAUAUUGAUUGGUCCGAUGCCGGGCACCGGACUAGACAGUAAUCUAUGGCUUGUGAUUGUAGCCCUGUUGCUGUUUGGUAUGGGAACGGCAGCCAAACAGGUUAGCGGUUAUUCUCAUGCAUUGAACUAUUGUAUCAAAAACCGCGGUUUUGGUCAAAACAAGAGUCUUCACGGACUGGUGUCCGGACUGUUCUUUUCGUGUAUAUCUUUGGGCGGUUUUAUUGGACCAACAAUUGCCGGUAUUUUUGUCCAAAAUUUUGACUUCAAGUUUGCCUCACUUGUAAUGUUUGCCAUCGAAGUGACACUAUUUCUGAUACUAUUGUUUUGUUUUAUAACGAAAAAGACUAAAAUAUCGUAA
Molecule: messenger RNA, 1449 nt
Organism: Oppia nitens
Lineage: Eukaryota; Metazoa; Arthropoda; Arachnida; Sarcoptiformes; Oppiidae
Product: MFS-type transporter SLC18B1-like
Exons: 2
Coding region: 1-1449 (482 amino acids)
Biological process (GO): transmembrane transport
Molecular function (GO): transmembrane transporter activity
Source: RefSeq, a predicted model, not a curated record